Molecule: messenger RNA, 270 nt
Organism: Lactuca virosa
Lineage: Eukaryota; Viridiplantae; Streptophyta; Magnoliopsida; Asterales; Asteraceae
Source: the annotation of a GenBank genome assembly
AUGGUGACAAUCAUUGAACAUAGUGGUGGAUCUUCAUCGCUUGCUGGAGCUUGUAGAUCUGGAACGGAAAAUCACAAAUCUAGCGGCGACAAUCGUGGAUCUGAAGUUGAAAAUAUAUAUCUAGAACCGGUCGGAACAUGUGUAUAUGAUGGGGGUGGUUGGUCGGUGGUAGGAGGCGGCGACACGGUGAUGCGGCGACGACACGUCGGAUGUGUUGUGGUGGUUGGUGGUAAGGUUGUUGUGUUCUUCAAGUUUGGUGAGAGAGUUUGA